This is a messenger RNA of Solanum verrucosum, 600 nucleotides long. RefSeq lists its product as uncharacterized. Gene Ontology annotation, biological process: proteolysis. Gene Ontology annotation, molecular function: cysteine-type peptidase activity. The record is from RefSeq and is a predicted model, not a curated record. NCBI's taxonomy places the organism in Eukaryota, Viridiplantae, Streptophyta, Magnoliopsida, Solanales, Solanaceae. The transcript has 2 exons. The coding region runs from base 1 to 600 and encodes 199 amino acids.
AUGAGAAUAAAAUUGUUGGCAUUAUCAAAGGGUUCGGUAUACCUGCUAGACUGCGCACCUCACAGAUAUGUUUAUGUCCCUGUAAAUUAUAAUGGGGAGUUUCAUUGGGUCUUGGCAGUUGUUGCAUUGAAGGAAUGGUGCAUAAAGGUGUAUGAUUCAAUGUCCUCAUCUAGGACUAACAGAAAAUUGUGCUCCGAGAUUCAAAAGUUGUCUACAAUGUUGCCAAAGUACCUUGAAUCCAGCGGGUUUUUUGAGCAAAAAGAGCGAACCAACUGGCCAGUUCUUGAAACUUACCAAGGAAAGAACAAAUCUCUCUCAUUCGAAGUCAUACAUGUUAUUGGUAUUGCCCAACAAGCAAGCAGUAGUCUAGAUUGUGGACUUUUUGCUGCUGCAUAUGCUAAGUUUUUGAGUGAUGGACUACAAGUACCAUCUUAUGGAAUUAUUUCUGAAACCCUUCGCAUGAGAUAUGCUUCACUCCUAUGGAAUUAUGGGAUUUUAAAGGCUUUGAGUGGCUAUGUUAGUAAAAAUAAAGACCCACGGAGGUCUAGACCUAAAAAAGCAAAGUUAGAUGAAAAUAUUGUGGUUACCACCAUUGAUUAG